Molecule: messenger RNA, 702 nt
Organism: Torulaspora delbrueckii
Lineage: Eukaryota; Fungi; Ascomycota; Saccharomycetes; Saccharomycetales; Saccharomycetaceae
Gene: MIC26
Product: Mic26p
Exons: 1
Coding region: 1-702 (233 amino acids)
Biological process (GO): cristae formation
Cellular component (GO): MICOS complex; mitochondrial crista junction
Source: RefSeq, a predicted model, not a curated record
AUGGCUGUGGGUUUGAAUUUUUAUCGUGAGGCAGACUUAGUUGAAGAAGCUGUCAUACCAGCCCAAGAGGGCACAGUUGUAUCGUCCGGUGCCAAAGAAGCUACUCUUGAUGCUUCUAAGCAAUCUCCUUUGCCACAUAAGGCUGUAUCUUUCAUUGGUAAUAAUGAAUUGAUCGAUGGUAUAUCUGUGCGGUCCCCAGAUUACCUUUCAGGCUUCUUCCAGAAAUUGAGAUUACAGUUAACAGGUACUGUCAAUAGAUUUACUCAAAAGCUAGAUGAAAAAUCAUCGGCUUAUUAUAAGCAUGAACGGAAAUUGACAUCAACGAUAGCAGAUUUGCAUUCCGAUCCCAGGGAAGAACUGCUGCCAGGGUUUACAUAUAUCGCAGUGGCCGCCAUGUCCGGUUCCGUUCUAACAAGGAAUAAGAACUUCUUGUUUAGGUUUGCUGCUCCUCUACUACUGGGAUCUGCAUGUUUCUCAUACGUGCUACCUACUACAUUCCGUAAUACUGCUGUUCUGUUACAUUCCAUCGAGGCAGACAACUUCCCUGAUGCAGUUGCAAAGCAAGAUGCCAUUAUCAGAAGGACUGGAGAAUUGAGCCGCGCCGCUGCUCAUAAGGUAGACGGCAUUUCUAGGUCGAUUGUUGGUACUGUUGCCAAGUCGCAGCACUUCAUCAAGGAAUGGACGGGCCUUAAUGUCGAGUGA